AUGUUUGGCGGUCUCCGCCUGGCUGCGACUGUGGCCCUGGGCCUCGUCGCAUCCUUUCCUGGAACCCUAGCUCAGAAUGUGACGGUCCCCAACUGGCUCAUCUUCGACGCCGAAGCCGACGGUCUCCAACUCGCAAGCGCAGGAAAGCCCCCAACACUCUUCGUCUCAGCCGACGACUUCACUGGCGUAAAGAGGGCCACUGACGAUCUCGCCGAGGACUUCAACCGUGUCCUCGGCACCAAAGCCACCGUCUCGGAUACCAAGACUCUCCCCGAAGCCGGAUCCCCCCGCAUCGUUAUCGGGACCAUUGGGAAAUCGGCGCUCGUCGACGAGCUCAUAGCCGCCAGCAAGGUCGACGUUUCCGAAAUUAAGGGAAAAUGGGAAUCGUACGUCGCCCAGGUCGUAAGCAACGACGCCGAUGAGCCCGUCGCGCUCGUCAUUGCCGGCUCCGACAUCCGCGGGACAAUCUUCGGCAUCUACGACAUCUCCGAGCAGAUUGGCGUGUCUCCUUUCUACUGGUGGGCUGACGUGAACCCCACGAAGCGCGAGUCCAUCGUCGCUCCCCUGACGCCUAAAGUCGCCGGACCACCCUCCGUCAAGUUCCGGGGCAUCUUUCUCAAUGACGAGGCUCCUGGUCUGACAAACUGGGCGGCUGGAAACUACCCGCGAAGCCAAUAUGGAAACCCUUUCAACUCGGACUUUUACGCCCGUGUUUUCGAGCUCAUCCUCCGUCUCAAGGGUAACUACCUCUGGCCCGCCAUGUGGAACUCCAUGUUCUACCUCGAUGAUCCCAAGAACGGCCCGCUCGCCAACGACUUCGGCAUCUUCAUGGGCACGUCUCAUCACGAGCCCAUGGCCCGCGCUGAUAAGGAGCAGGGCCGCUUUUGCCAGGGCAGUUGGGACUGGGGCAGUAAUCGCAACAAUGUCCAGAAAUUUAUGACGGAGGGCGUGGACCGCGCCAAGGACUGGUAUACCAUCUAUACGGUCGGUAUGCGAGGAAGUGGAGAUGCUGCCUCGGCGACGCUUAACUCGCAGUCCAUGGAGCAGGUCAUCAAGUUCCAGGAGUCGACGCUCCAGUCUGUUACCGGCAAAGACUUGGUUGAUAUUCCGCACUCUUGGAUGAUGUACAAGGAAGUCCCAGGCUAUUGGCAGAAGGGAAUGGAUGUUAGCGAUACAGUGACUCUCUGCUGGACGGAUGAUAACCGCGGAAAUAUUCGACGAAUUCCUACAGCUAAGGAGAACCAGAGAUCUGGAGGUUCUGGGAUGUACUACCACUUCGACUACGUCGGCUCACCAAGGAACUACAAAUGGAUCAACACAAUGCAAAACCAAAAGACCUUCGAGCAAAUGCACCUCGCCUACGAAAGAGGCAUCGACCGCAUCUGGAUCGUCAACGUCGGCGACCUCAAACCGAUGGAGCUUCCCAUCUAUCACUUCAUGUCCAUGGCCUACGACAUGUCCAAGUUCCAGGACCCCGCCUCCACCGACAAGUGGACGCUAGAAUGGGCCGCGCGCGAGUGGAACGCUGACGUGGCCGUCGAAACGGCCGACAUCAUGAAUAAGUACGGUAUGCUCUGCGCGCGGCGCAAGUACGAGGAUCUAAGCAUCUCGCCCUUCGCUUUCCACGCGACUAACUACGACGAGGCUGAGAAGAACUACAAAGAAUGGGAGGAUCUCGUCGUUCGCGCGCAGGCCGUGUACGACGCUUUACCCGAGGACGACCAGGUCUCAUACUUUGAGAUGGUCCUUCAUCCCGUCCUCGCCGGCAAGACCGUAUUUGAGAUUUACUCCAAGGCUGCCAUCGGUGCCCGGUAUGCUAGGGAGCACAGCUACCGCGCUGACGAGAUGGCGCAGGAGGCCAGGGACGCUUUCGAGCAGGACAAGGCCAUCACAGCGCGGUUCCACGGUCUUCUCGGAGGAAAGUGGAAUCGUAUGCUCGAGCAGACGCAUAUCGGAUAUAACAACUGGCAAGAGCCCGCGCAGAACUCGAUGCCUCCGCUGACCACGGUCGGAGGUGGAGGCGGUGGUGGGUUCGGCGGCGGGUUCGGCGGGUUCCCUGGUGGCGGCGGCGGAGGUGGAGCAGGAGGUAGUGGUAAGCUCCUCGGUAUCGGCAUCCAAUACUCCGACAACAACGCCGCCACCGAUGCCGCGACCAUCACAUUACCCCCCUUGAACCAGUACAUGUCGCCCGACGAAGACCGCUACAUCGACGUCUUCAUGCGCGAAAAGGGAUCCCUCUCCUACACGAUCAAGUCUAACGCAUCCUACGUAACCGUAACCAACGACUCCGGUGACAUCAGCACCGACGGCCCCAGCUCCCGGUCCCGCUCCAUCAUAACCGUCGACUGGUCCCAAGCCCCCGAAGGCAACUCCGCAGCUGAGCUCACCGUCCAAGUUACCACCCCCGCCAAUGCCCCUGGCUCCACCGUUAUCGUCCCCCUCCGGAAGAAGGAAGCCCCGCCAGCCGAUUUCGCCGGCCACGUCGAAUCCGAAGGCGUUGUGUCUAUCGAAGCGAACCACUUCUCCUCCGUCACCGAAGGCGCCAACAACGCCAGCUACGCCGUCAUCCCCAACUACGGCCGCACCCUCGCCGGCAUCAAGCUCUGGCCCGUCACGACACCGAGCCAGGACCCCGCCACCGGCGCAGCCGUCACUUUCCCCUUCUGGACGUACACCCAAGCGGCCAACGUCAAAGUCACCGUAUACCUCUCUGCCUCCGAAAACGCCGACUCUGAACACGCGAACCGGUAUGCCGUCGCCAUCGAUGCCGGGAACCCUACCGUCGUGCAGCCGACGCCCUGGGCUUCGGACGCGGGACAGGAACCGCCCGGUUGGGAUAACGCCGUUACGAGGAAUGCGUGGAUCAAGGAUUCGCAGCUCGGAGCGCUGAGUCCGGGGAAGCAUGAGUUGAAGCUGUGGUUGUUGGAGCCGACGAUGGUGGCGACGAAGAUUGUUGUUGAUUUGGGUGGUGUCAAGGCUAGCGAGCUUGGUCCUCCCGAGAGCUAUAGGGUUGUUGGUGAGUGA
Scedosporium apiospermum is the source of this 3024-nucleotide messenger RNA. RefSeq lists its product as uncharacterized. Lineage: Eukaryota; Fungi; Ascomycota; Sordariomycetes; Microascales; Microascaceae. The transcript is spliced from 2 exons. The record is from RefSeq and is a predicted model, not a curated record. The coding region runs from base 1 to 3024 and encodes 1007 amino acids.